CGCGCGGGGUGGGCGGGGGGGGGGAUGGAGCUCCGCGCGCUUCCGGGCUGGCCCUAGCAGUGACGUGUCGGCGGUCUGACAGCGCCGUUCGGCAGGUGGCGGCGGGGGCCGCGCGCGGGACGGGCACUUCCGGCAGUUUGGAAUAAGCAGAGUUUCAGAGCAACAGAUUCCAUCUAACCGAAACAAUGUUUGCAGACUUGGACUAUGAUAUUGAAGAAGAUAAACUUGGGAUACCCACUGUUCCUGGGACAGUAACCUUGAAGAAGGACUCUCAGAAUCUGAUUGGUAUCAGCAUUGGAGGAGGAGCACAGUACUGCCCCUGUCUCUAUAUUGUCCAGGUAUUUGAUAACACUCCAGCAGCCUUAGAUGGAACGGUAGCAGCUGGUGAUGAAAUCACAGGAGUGAAUGGGAAGUCUGUCAAAGGGAAGACCAAGGUGGAGGUGGCCAAGAUGAUACAGAUGGUAAAGGGAGAAGUGACGAUUCACUACAACAAGCUUCAGGCUGACCCAAAGCAGGGCAAGUCCUUGGAUAUUGUAUUGAAGAAAGUAAAGCACCGACUAGUAGAGAACAUGAGCUCAGGAACAGCAGAUGCCCUGGGGUUAAGCCGAGCCAUACUUUGCAAUGAUGGAUUGGUAAAGAGAUUGGAGGAACUGGAAAGGACUGCAGAGUUAUACAAAGGCUUGACAGAACACACCAAGAGUCUUCUUAGAGCUUUCUUUGAACUAUCCCAGACACACAGAGCAUUUGGAGAUGUUUUCUCUGUCAUUGGUGUACGAGAGCCACAACCAGCUGCUAGUGAAGCCUUUGUGAAAUUUGCUGAUGCCCAUCGCAACAUUGAGAAGUUUGGGAUUCGCCUUCUGAAAACAAUAAAACCGAUGCUGACUGAUUUGAACACCUAUCUGAAUAAAGCCAUUCCUGACACAAGGCUGACUAUCAAAAAAUACCUGGAUGUCAAGUUUGAAUAUUUGUCUUACUGCCUGAAAGUCAAAGAGAUGGAUGAUGAAGAAUACAGCUACAUUGCCUUGGGUGAACCCCUCUACAGGGUCAGCACUGGGAAUUAUGAAUACCGCCUUAUCCUACGUUGCCGCCAGGAGGCUCGCACACGCUUUGCCAAGAUGAGGAAGGAUGUGCUAGAGAAAAUCGAACUCCUGGACCAGAAACAUGUGCAGGACAUCGUGUUUCAGCUCCAGCGUUUUGUCUCCACGAUGUCCAAGUACUACGAUGACUGCUAUGUCGUGCUCCGAGACGCGGAUGUCUUUCCCAUUGAGGUGGACCUUGCCCGCACUACCCUCAGCUAUGGGCAGAAGGACGUGUAUGCAGAUGGGGCGGAAGAAGAAGAAGAAGGAGGAGGUGGUGGCGAGGGAGAGGGUAGCAGGAAAGAGGACACAAAUGGUGAAAAGCUCAUUGAUGAUGCCUGAAUGUGCCAGUAUGACUAGAGGAAAAAUCUUUGCAGACUGAUAUAAAAACAUGUAUUUCACAUGGCAAUUCAUCCUCUGUGACUUUCUGUGUAUGUCCAGCCUAGGAUUCCUCCUCUGCCUUGGGUAGGGGGAGCUGGUUGGAUUUGAACCAGCCUCUGCUUUUCUCUCUCUUCCCUUGUUUGUUUGCCUGGAUGUUUCUUUUUUCCCCCCACAGACUUCUGUUGCCUAACUUGGAUGCUGAGGUGUGGGGAGGAGAAUCUCCUAUCCCAUCGCCAUGUGACUCCGUGUACAGACAGGACACAGCUGAGUGUGCAGGAUGCACCACUCCCCUUCGGCAAGUGGAAGCCAAUUAAAAAAAAUCUGGAGAGAGACAGCUACGAAUGGCAAGAACAGCCCCCUCCUGGCCUCCCCUUGUGCUUUGGGAAAGUGUUAGCACCAGCAUUGUUUUCUUCACCACAUUGCUGACUGUCCUGGAGCUUCCCGUUCUCUGGCCUGUAUUAAUUUUCCUCAGUCUUGUCCAUCUGUCCCCAUGGGGGUCCAGGGCAGAUUCUUGUAGGAUGAUCACUCCCACCAGUCCCAGCUCACUGAACCACUGAUUUAAGAAAGAGGAGCAAGUCCAGACUGAUGGCUAGAACUAGUGGUUGCAAAUGUGAUCAAAUCCUCCUCCGAGGGGCUGGGGAGAACCUGUCAAAGUAGAGGUUGGUGGAAGUGGCUACCUGGCAUGCUGGGCUGUUGCAGUCCUAUUGCAAGGAUUUAGAAGUCCUUCCCUGUCCAGCUGUUUCCCUGGCUACCAUCCUCUUCAUAGUCCCUGAGCUCCUGCAUUGCUGCACUGUCUGCACACUGUGUAGGUAUACCCUAGAGCUAGAGUCCUCCAAGAUGUGGCUAUGCCCUCCCCUAUGGAAAGGAGGGAACUGGCUCAGGAAGGAGCCCUCCCAGUCAGCUGAGGCGCUUAGGCAAACAUGCACGUCUGAGGCAAACAAGUUCCUGAAAAUCACAGCAAAGCUGCGUAUGCUUCGUUUCCAUUAUUCUCCUCUCCUAUGGCUGCUUGCAGUGAAUGGUAACAAGAUGUGCUGCAGCUAGUCUUGCUCACUCUUUUCCUGAGGCAAGUGCCAAGAGGAACAGCCUUAGAACCACAAAGGAGAUGUUUUAGCCUUAAACUAAAGAGGAGAGACAGAAGCCUUGUGGAGAGAGGAAGACAUUGCCCAUGGGCACUUAGAGAUUUUGAGUACAAAGCACUGAAUAACAUACCACUCUCUGUUCUCCUUUCUACACAACCACUGAUGCUGCCUUAGGGCCAGACAGAACCAGUAACUAAUGUCCCAUCCAUCCCCCAGCACAAGGGAAAGAGGGAAAGGAAAACCAAAGUGAGUGAGGCUUUGUCUUUCCUUCCUUUUUUUUGCUCCCUCCAUCUUUGUGGGCUGAUCCCAGCUCCAGAUGGCAGCUUUCUCUUUUCGCAGGCAGCACAGCUGCCAGCAGUGGUGUACUUCGAGCCAAGGGUUUUGACUUCUCUGUCAUUACAUUCUAGUGGUAGUGAGAGAAGCUAUUUAAGGGCAUUAAUAUAUGAUUGAGAUAUUUGUUUUGUUUUGUUUUUUCUCUCUGAUUUGUUUCCAAAGUCUUGCCAUUGCUGUGGGUGCCUGGAAGAAAGUCAUCCAUAGUCUAGCUGCUCUGGAAGACUUAAAGAGAAUUUAAUGUACUGACUGUUGUCUCUAAUAAAGAAAAAUGUGACAUUUUG
Dromaius novaehollandiae (emu) is the source of this 3150-nucleotide messenger RNA. RefSeq names its product protein interacting with PRKCA 1 (gene PICK1). Gene Ontology annotation, molecular function: protein domain specific binding; phospholipid binding; protein kinase C binding. Gene Ontology annotation, cellular component: trans-Golgi network membrane; postsynaptic early endosome; neuron projection. The transcript has 13 exons. The record is from RefSeq and is a predicted model, not a curated record. Lineage: Eukaryota; Metazoa; Chordata; Aves; Casuariiformes; Dromaiidae. The coding region runs from base 186 to 1418 and encodes 410 amino acids. Gene Ontology annotation, biological process: dendritic spine maintenance; positive regulation of receptor internalization; receptor clustering.